This is a messenger RNA of Limulus polyphemus (Atlantic horseshoe crab), 2303 nucleotides long. Its product is annotated as protein phosphatase PTC7 homolog. The record is from RefSeq and is a predicted model, not a curated record. The transcript is spliced from 7 exons. NCBI's taxonomy places the organism in Eukaryota, Metazoa, Arthropoda, Merostomata, Xiphosura, Limulidae. The coding region runs from base 251 to 1348 and encodes 365 amino acids.
UAGAAGCUAUAACAAAAAUUUUGGAACAUUUUUUCUAAUCCUCUUGUAAUUUAGUCUUCUUUGCUGUCUUUUUUAUUUAAGUUUUUAUAUAAUUUAUAUAUUUAUCAGAUGCCCUUGGUCAUGGAGAGAGGGGAAGUAUCUCAUAGAUUAGAAUAUUCACAUGUAUGGGAGACAGAAUAUUUAUAUUCCUGCAGUUGUUUGAGGAUGCUGAAAUGUAAUUUUUCGUAAUAUAUGUGCAUAGUUAGACCAAAUGUAUGCCAGGACUGGGAGUAUGCAAUCGGUGGUAACUUAUGGAAGAUUUUUAACAAGAGCUUUAUUGAACGGUGUGUAUAACUACACUACUUCUUCAGAAGUCGGCUGCGUCGUACGCAAUAGUACUUGUAGUACGAAAAGAGAACGAGAUAUACGAUUAUUAACUGCUUCGUGUGGAUUUCCGAAAGAUUGGUCUGGGUUUUCAGCCUCACUUUUACGAAAAGGACAGUUUGGAGAUGAUGCUUGUUUUAUUGCAAAAUACAAAGCAUCCGAUGUAUUAGGUGUUGCUGAUGGAGUAGGAGGAUGGAGGACCUAUGGAAUUGAUCCUUCAUUGUUUUCAUAUUCUUUGAUGGAAAUUUGUGAAAGAUUGGUCAGCACAGGACAUUUUAAUCCACAGUGUCCAGCAGGAAUUAUUGCAACUAGCUACUAUGAACUUUUGGAAAGCAAACAACAAAUUUUAGGUAGUAGCACAGCAUGCGUUAUAAUAUUGAACAGAACAGACCACACUGUAUACACUGCUAACAUAGGAGACAGUGGAUUCUUAGUUGUUCGACAAGGUCGGAUCAUCCAUCGAUCAGAAGAACAGACACAUUACUUCAACACUCCAUUUCAGUUAUCUCUUUCUCCUCCAAGUGUGACAGGACAAGUUUUAAGUGAUAGCCCAGAAUCAGCUGAUACUUCAUCAUUUCAAGUUCAAGAAGGUGAUUUGAUUCUUGUAGCCACUGAUGGACUCUUUGACAACUUACCAGAAAACAUGAUAUUAAGAGAACUUUCUAAGCUAAGGGAUCAAGAAAUGGGGAACGUUCAGCAGGUAGUCAACUCUCUGGCACUACAAGCAAGAAGAUUAGCCUUUGAUGCUACUUACCUUUCUCCAUUUGCUCUUCGUGCCAGAGAAAAUGGCAUUGAUGCUGUGGGUGGUAAACCUGAUGAUAUCACCAUACUGCUGGCAUCUGUAGGUGGAAGAAACAACUUGGACCUCCAAACUGUUGUAGCCCAAAGCAGCACAGUGAUUUUAAAACCUGUCGUUGUUGCAUCCAGUCACAGUGAAUUGAAUCAUCUUGUUAAAAGCUGGACCUAUGAAGAUGAAGUGCAAUGAUUUUAAUACCAACACUUGUUUGCUUAUGUUUCAAGUAAAGUAACCUAAUAUUACCAUACAAUUAUGAUAGUUUACAUAAACUGAAUUAAUGCUUGUUAAAAACAUACAGAAUUUAAAUUUUAUUGAGGUUUGAUGAUCUGUGCUAGAAAUUGUAAUAAUUUUAAUAGCAGUAUUUAAAAGCAAGCUUGCCAUUUAUAACUUUUGCCAUUUAUGUAACCAAAGUUCUUAGCUAUGUUGUAGAACAUAGAUACUUAUUAUGGUAAAGUUAAAAACAGGACCCAUUUUAGUAGAGAAAUGUGAAAUUCAUGUCUAAAGCACUUGUUUUGUCAGUUUCAUUUCAUCUGUUAAAGUUAAGAACUGAAAAUGUAAUUAUAUUAUUUGUAGAGUAGAUUAUAUAAAUAUAUGUUACAGGAAAGAAGUAAACAUUAUACAAAUAAAAUGGUUUUAUUUAUGCAAGGGUAAGAUGCAACUUUUAGCUUAUAAAUACAUUUAUUUCACAUUUUGCAUUUAAUAAAAUGGUUUCACUUCAGUAGAACUGAAUAAAAACCCUAUAACCUGAGUGCUUUCAAAAGGUGGACCUUUCUUCUUCAGGGGCAAACUUCAGUAUAUAUCUUUUGUUCAAAUUCACCCUUAAUCAAUAUGUGAAAAAAUGUUUUCAGUUCUAGAGUGGACUUGUUUGCUAACUAAAUAUUAUAUUAAAUGUUGAAAUGAGUGACUUCCUAUGCUGAGAAUAAUUAAUUUGAUACAAUGAGUCUGUGGAACAUUUGAGGGUUUUCAAAUAUGAAGCUAGGUCUUCUCAACUACCCAUGUAAUCUAGAGGGAAAGCAGUAGAAAGAGUGUACUGUAGAAAUGGUUGUGUAUUUAAUACUUUUUUCUUUGGAAUUGAAGCAGUUUGUUCACAGGAGAAGUAUAUAUUACUUUUCCACUAGAUUAAUAAAUUCUUAGGUCAUUACAU